UCAAGUGCCUGGCGCAUGCUGUGGGAUUCUCUCUGCGCAUUUCCAGUUCUCUUGCUCGGACCCACUAAUCCAGGCUCGGCCAUGUCAGCUGCCCCGGCCCUGAUGCAGGGCAUGUACCAGGAGCUGUCUUGCCCCCUCUGCCUCAAGCUCUUUGAGUGCCCGGUCACGGCCGAAUGCGGGCACAGCUUCUGCCGGAGCUGUCUGGCUCGCUUGCCCCAGGACCCCCAGGCCGGGGGCACCCCCUGCCCCUCCUGCCAGGCGCCCACCCGGCCUGAGGGGCUCAGCACCAACCAGCAGCUGGCACGACUGGUGGAGAGCCUGGCCCAGGUGCCCCAGGGGCACUGUGAAGAGCACCUGGACCCGCUGAGCGUCUACUGCGAGCAGGACAGGGUGCUGAUUUGCGGGGUCUGUGCCUCGCUGGGGAAGCACCGGGGUCACAGCGUGGUGACCGCCUCCGAGGCCCAUCAGAGGAUGAAGAAGCAGCUCCCCCAACAGAGGCUGCAGCUUCAGGAGGCUUGUAUGCGCAAAGAGAAGAGCGUGGCCCUUCUGGACCGCCAGCUGACUGAGGUGGAGGAGACAGUGAGGCAGUUCCAGAAGGCGGUGGGGGAGCAGCUGGGAGUGAUGCGGACCUUCCUGUCGGUGCUGGAGAAAAACCUGGGGCAGGAGGCAUCUCGGGUGACCGGAGAGGCUGGGGCUGCCUUGCAGGGGGAACGCCGGGGCCUGGCCUCCUACCUGGAACAACUGCGCCAGAUGGAGAAAGUGCUGGACGAGGUCACGGACCAGCCCCAGACGGAGUUUCUUCGGAAAUACUGCCUGGUGACCAGCAGGCUGCAGAAGAUCCUGGCUGAAUCACCUCCUGCCGCCCGCCUGGAUAUUCAGUUGCCCAUCAUCUCUGAUGACUUCAAAUUCCAGGUCUGGAGGAAGAUGUUCCGGGCCCUGAUGCCAGCCCUGGAGGAGCUCACCUUCGACCCCGCCACAGCCCACCCCAGCCUGGUGGUCUCGCCCUCGGGCCUUCGGGUGGAGUGCAUGGAGCAGAAGGCCCCCCCGCCAGGGGACGACCCCCAGCAGUUUGACAAGGUCAUGGGGGUCGUGUCUCACCAGCUGCUGUCCGAGGGCGAACACUACUGGGAGGUGGAUGUGGGGGAGAAGCCCCGCUGGGGGCUGGGGCUGAUCUCCGCGGAGGCCGGGCGCCGGGGCAAGCUCCUCCCCAUCCCCUCCCAGGGUUUCUGGCUGCUCGGCUUCCGGGACGGUAAGGUGUUCGAGGCUCACGUGGAGAGCAAGGAGCCCAAGCUUCUCAAGGUGGAGGGAAGGCCCACUCGGAUUGGGAUCUACCUGAGCUUCCAGGACGGGGUGCUGAGCUUCCACGACGCCAGCGAUCCGGACAACCUGACUCCCCUUUUCUCCUUCCGUGAGCGGCUGCCCGGCCCCGUCUACCCCUUCUUUGACGUCUGCUGGCACGACAAGGGCAAGAACGCGCAGCCCCUGGUGCUAGUGCGACAGGAAGAGUGAUGGGCCCCGGUGGGCAGUGUGAAGGGUAUUGCGGGGCAUGGGGUGUAAUGCCCGCAGGCCAGAAGGGAGGGCAUAAUACCCCUUCUCCCUUCUCAUUAGACUGGGAGCCCCAUGUGGGACAGGGUCUAGAUCUAAUUUGUUCAUUUGUAU
This is a messenger RNA of Tachyglossus aculeatus (Australian echidna), 1659 nucleotides long. It is a transcript of the gene TRIM72, whose product is annotated as tripartite motif containing 72. The record is from RefSeq and is a predicted model, not a curated record. Lineage: Eukaryota; Metazoa; Chordata; Mammalia; Monotremata; Tachyglossidae. Gene Ontology annotation, molecular function: protein binding; zinc ion binding.